This is a messenger RNA of Ostrinia nubilalis (European corn borer), 3297 nucleotides long. It is a transcript of the gene Bmap-A, whose product is annotated as protein apterous-like. Gene Ontology annotation, cellular component: nucleus. Gene Ontology annotation, biological process: regulation of transcription by RNA polymerase II; neuron differentiation. The record is from RefSeq and is a predicted model, not a curated record. The coding region runs from base 100 to 1299 and encodes 399 amino acids. The transcript is spliced from 6 exons. Gene Ontology annotation, molecular function: DNA-binding transcription factor activity, RNA polymerase II-specific; RNA polymerase II transcription regulatory region sequence-specific DNA binding. NCBI's taxonomy places the organism in Eukaryota, Metazoa, Arthropoda, Insecta, Lepidoptera, Crambidae.
CGCCGCGGGCCGCGCUAGUGCGUCAUGCGUGUCAGUGCAGUGUAGUGGGGCGGCGGCCCAAACGUUCGAUUAAAGAAAAACACAAAAAUUGAUCCCCAGAUGGGAGUUUACGAGGAGAGGGGGGCGAUGCACUGGCAACAGAGUGAGAGGUACCUAUCUUCGGCAUACGAGGGGGGAGGCGAGCUGUCCCCCGCGGCGCCGGCGGCGUCGCCGGGCUCCCCGCGCGAUUGCACGUCGUGCCGCAAGCGCGAGCCCCCGGACGAGCCCCCGGUGCCCCCGGCCGAGGAGCCCUGCGCCGGCUGCGGCGCCCGCAUCACCGACCGCUUCUACCUCCUGGCGCUGGAGCGGCGUUGGCACACCCCCUGCCUGCGGUGCUGCGAGUGCAAAAUGCCGCUGGACUCGGAGCAGAGGUGCUAUGCGCGGGACAGCAGCAUCUUCUGCAAGAACGAUUACUUCAGGCUAUACGGUUCAAAACGGUGCGCCCGAUGCAACACGACCAUCUCGGCUUCGGAGAUGGUGAUGCGCGCACGAGAUCUGGUGUUCCACGUGCACUGCUUCUCUUGCACGCUCUGCAAUGCUCCCCUGACCAAGGGCGACACCUUCGGCAUCAGGGAUUCAGCAGUAUACUGCAGGCUGCAUUACGACACCAUGCCGGAGUACGGGCCCCACAUGGCCGUGCCGGGGCCGCCCCAGAUGUGCCCCGGCCCGUACGCGGGGCCCCCGCCCGGGCCCCACUACCCCCCCUACCCCUCGCCGGAGUUCUCCCGGGUGGAGGCGGAUGUCCCCAAAGGCCCCUUCUUCAACGGGGCCGCGGCGCCCCCUCCUCGGCAGAAAGGCCGGCCCAGGAAAAAGAAGCCCAAAGACCAAGAAAUUAUGACAGCGAAUCUUGAUCUGAACUCGGAGUAUAUGGAGAUGGGGUUCCGCGGUGCUGGAGGGAUGGGCACCACGUCACGGACGAAGAGGAUGCGGACUAGCUUCAAGCACCACCAGCUGCGCACCAUGAAGUCCUACUUCGCUAUCAACCACAACCCUGACGCGAAGGAUCUGAAGCAGCUGAGCCAGAAGACUGGACUGCCGAAGCGCGUUCUGCAGGUGUGGUUCCAGAACGCGCGGGCGAAGUGGCGGCGCAUGGUGACGAAGCAAGAGAACAAGAUGGCGGAGAAGUGUUCUCCGGACGCGUCGCUGGAGCUGGACAUGUACCACGGGCCCAUGGGCUCCAUCCAGUCGCUGCCGCCGCAUAGCCCGCCCUACAGCGUCAUGGGCGGCCCGCCCAGCCCCAGCUCGAUGGACUGCGCAUAGCCCCAGUUCUGCGCCUUAUGAGCGCCCCGACUGGCUCACCAGUACGCGACUAGUGGAGGGUUCAUGUAGUGUCGGCUAGGAGGAGUGAGUGGCGACGGACUCGUAACUGGGACUGAGGUACUCUGCAGUACGCAGUGAGUUCAGUGAUGGAUCCACGGUUGUGUAGGUUCAGAGCUCGGCACGUGCACGAGCGUGCUCUGUUGAAUUAGAUCUGUUUGUUGAAUCUCAAAGGUUGUAAAUUUCAUCAUUUAAUGUAGUCCGAGUUAGUGCCGGAUUUUUAAUCUCUACAUCGUCUCCCCGGAUGGAGCUGUGCCGGCAUUCGCCUCGCAUCUCCUUGGAACGCGAGCUUCAUCCGAGGACCGGUUAUUAAAUUGGUAAAUUACAGUAGAGGCGUAUUAUAACUACAAUAAUUAUAAUAAUAUACGUCUAAGGUUUCACAAAGACCGAAUAUAUCGAAUAUCACUUUGUAUAUGUUGGUUCUACAAACCGAAACUAUGAAGAAAGUUUUUUUUAUUAAUAUAUUGAAUACUAUUUAUUUAUUGAACAUUAAUAUUUAAUUUGAAUUAAGGUAUAAUUAUAAGAAAUUUUAGGUAGAUGUGAAAAUUUUCCAUAGAUUAAUGAUUAGGUUGUAAUGUAGAAUAGAGAAAAGCGUAAAAAUUGGCCGGUCAAAAACUGAAUGAAACAUUUUUAAUAAAUUUUGGAAAUGUGUCUAAUAAUGGUCUUUUAUGUAGUUGUAAGCAUUAUCUAAGUAUAAUUAUUACUCCGGCUAAAUAAACGCACCGUUAGUUCCUUUUUUUUGUAUAGAUUUAAAGUACUUUAUGAAUAAUCUGAAAUAAUGUUAAUGUAGCAGACUCAAACGAAUAAUGUAACCGUUUCAAUGUAUGCAAUCAGUAUGUAAACCUAUGUAAUUGGAAACAAACUGUCAGCUUGUGCACAAGCCAGGCUUCAGGCCGCACUCACGGUAACAGCGCGGAAGCGGAACCGAGUGCGGGAGCGGUUUGAUAUGUUAUUAAAACUCAGUAUUGAAAUCAACGUCAAGCAAAAAAAAAACUUCAUUUUGGUUCUCUGUUCAAAAACAUAUUCGAGGACUUUUAUAUCUAUAUCAGCGGUACUAAACCUUUUUACGCAUUGACAUUUUCGUUAAUGUAGAAUGUCGUAAGACUGUAAUAAUACAAUUUAUUUGUUAGCUUGACGUUGAUGUCACAGACAAAGAAUAUUUUAAGCAUGUUAAUCUCUGACAUUGUAUUUAUCUAACUGUUACUGUUAUAAGGUGUAGAGAGUUCAUGUUAAUAGUAAUAAGCAGUUGUACGCCUAGUUUUUAAAAAAAAAAUCUUCAUCUGAGUUACCAAAUAUCAGCUCUACUUGAUGCAUGACUAAAAGUAUCUAACUAUAAUUAAUAAUAAUAAUAAAUAUCCUUGGACAUUUUACACUGCGCCUCUAGUCCCAAACUAAGCAAAGCUUGUACUAUGGGUACUAGACGACGGAUAUAAACAAUUAAACAUACUUAAAUACUUUUUUUUUUUUUUUUGUAAAUACAUACAUAUUAUACAUAGAAAACACCCAGACCCGUCACAGAAAUUAAAAUUCAUCAUUUCAAUUUCUGCCCGGCCGGGAAUCGAACCCGGGACCUCUCGGCAUAGUAGUCCGUUCUGAACCACUACACCAAACGGCCGACAGAAUAACAAUAAUUAAAUAUACAAUCAUUAAGGGUUAGAUGUUCAAAUAUAAUAGUUAGGUACCUCCUAUAACUUAAUAUUAAUUAAAGUUUUCGUGUUAAUAAUAGAUUUAUAGUAUUUUCUAUGUUGGUAUUUGGUGGGUCUAAUGAAGACGUGCUUUCUAAUACCCACAUUUAAGCAGUCGGUAAAAAAAUCCGCUCCCGCCCGCGCUCGCACUGUGUGAUGAGGCGAACGACAUCGAAUGUAUGCCUGGGUGUUUAUUCAUAAUGUGUCUAAAAAUUAUAACAAUCUGUUAAUAAAAAUAUUCCAGUUUAUAAAAUAA